AUGUCAGACCCUAGCGCUAGAAUCAUUUCUCACAUGAACGAUGAUCACCAAUUAUCGUUGAAUGAUUACGUUGUGGUGUACGGAGCAGUCGAUCCCAAGAUUUUAGUAGAGGACUCGGUCAGGAUCACCAAAGUUGACACCGAAAGCAUCGUCAUCGAGUAUGAUAUCAUCAACCCGGCAACCACGAAAACAUUGGCGCUUUAUUGGACAGAUGCCGAAACCGAGGGCGAGGAAGUGCCAGUUAAAUCGUUUUCCGACAUCAAGGGCAAAUUGAUUGCCAUGGCUAAAUACUGUGCUAAUAAACAGGGCUUUGCUAUGAAGAAAUUGACCGAGGUUGUUGCACCGGACUUGGGUGGAUUGGUGAUGUACCCUACUUGGAUAGUGUUGUUGAUCAAUGCCUACAACCCUAGUAUUUUGAGGAACUUGUUUGCCAACGAUGCGUUGUUUAAACGAAUUGUGCUGUAUUUGCCACCAUUGGCAUUUUCAGCUUACCAGUUCACCGAGUUGAACGCCUUGAAAAUAUGUAUUGGAUUAGCUGCGAUCCACUUGAGCGAGGUAUUGUUCAUUGCAAGACCCUUUUUAGCGAGACGUAGAGCUCCUACUGACGUUAGAUUGAAAUGGUACGUUAUGAAUUUCAUUGAGGGAUUUACUGCUUUGCUUAGAUUAAAGAAGUUGGGUUAG
Molecule: messenger RNA, 681 nt
Organism: Lodderomyces beijingensis
Lineage: Eukaryota; Fungi; Ascomycota; Pichiomycetes; Serinales; Debaryomycetaceae
Source: the annotation of a GenBank genome assembly